Messenger RNA from Cordyceps fumosorosea ARSEF 2679, 795 nucleotides. RefSeq names its product t-SNARE. The record is from RefSeq and is a predicted model, not a curated record. Gene Ontology annotation, molecular function: SNARE binding; SNAP receptor activity. Bases 1 to 795 code for a protein of 264 amino acids. Lineage: Eukaryota; Fungi; Ascomycota; Sordariomycetes; Hypocreales; Cordycipitaceae. Gene Ontology annotation, biological process: intracellular protein transport; vesicle fusion; Golgi to vacuole transport. Gene Ontology annotation, cellular component: SNARE complex; endomembrane system; membrane. The transcript is spliced from 2 exons.
AUGUCAUACGAUCGCCUUGCAAGCAUGGAGGCCGGCCGGUCCGGCGGAUACAGUGACGACCCUGCGUUCCGGGACCUUCAGUCGGAGCUGAAGGGCAAGCUGCAGACGCUGCUCACCAACAACCGCAAGCUGUCCAACGACCUCACUGUGCUCGGCACCAAGAAGGAUACGCCCCGCCUGCGAGAGCGCGUGCACAACACGAUGGAGAAGUCGCGCGAGAUCUGCCGCGACAUUGGCGAGGGCGUUAAGAAGUUUCAGUCCUGGGAGGACCUGUCCAAACAGCAAAAGUACGAGCAGACCAAGAUCUCGAGCGACUUCCAGGCGGCCUUGCAGGAGUUCCAGGGCCUGCAGCGUAAGGCCCUCGACAAGGAGCGCGCCUCGGUGUCGGCGGCCCGCGCGGUGCAGGACGGCAGCGGAGACGCCGGCGCCGGCGAAGGUGCCCAGCUGGAACAGCUGCAGCGCCAGGAGUUCGUCCAGGUGGCGGACCAGGACGAGGUGGACUUCCAGGAGGCGCUCAUUAUCGAGCGCGAGGAGGAGAUCCGCAACAUUGAGCAGGGCGUCGGCGACCUGAACGUGCUCUUCCGACAGGUGGCGCACAUUGUCAGCGAGCAGGGCGACUCGCUCAACACCAUCGUGGACAAUGUCGAGAACGUCCGCGACGACACUAGGCAGGCCGACAUUGAGAACCGACAGGCGGCGCGGUACCAAAAGGCCGCCAGAAACAAGGGGUUCUGUCUGUUGCUGAUCCUCGGCGUCAUCUUAACGAUUGUCCUGCUGGCCAUUCUUCUGGGUUAA